This is a messenger RNA of Candoia aspera, 1143 nucleotides long. It is a transcript of the gene RAB27A, whose product is annotated as RAB27A, member RAS oncogene family. The record is from RefSeq and is a predicted model, not a curated record. Gene Ontology annotation, cellular component: exocytic vesicle; melanosome; secretory granule. Bases 416 to 1081 code for a protein of 221 amino acids. Gene Ontology annotation, biological process: positive regulation of exocytosis; exocytosis. Gene Ontology annotation, molecular function: GTP binding; GTPase activity. The transcript has 5 exons. Lineage: Eukaryota; Metazoa; Chordata; Lepidosauria; Squamata; Candoiidae.
CAGUGUCGCCUGGAGCAUGUGCCAGGCCCUGAGAAGUGUUGGCUUCCUAGUUCUGUUUAGAAGGCUUCAUAGCUGAACCACACCCCCUUGCCUUCAACUCAAUGUACUACCAUACCACAACAUCCAUAGUCCAAAUGUCAGAGGUCCAAAGAGGCUUUUGGCCUUUUUAUGCCUAUGAUGCACCAAAGUCAGCUGCCAACACAGCUACGCUACCUGUGGACAAGAUGUGGGACAGUACCCUAUUUGCACACAAUGUCCUUUUGAUCCUGCAGGUGAAGAAGAUGUCAUGGGUGAACUGCUAUUGGGCACCAGGCACUGGGUGGGUUCCUUGAAACCACUCCACUUGACCAUGAACUCAAACUUCUUCCCUUUCUUCCCACCCUCCUCUUCAGGCUGUUACUGAAGGUCACUCACUAUGUCUGACGGGGACUACGACUACCUCAUCAAGUUCCUAGCCCUGGGUGACUCUGGGGUUGGAAAGACCAGUUUCCUUUACCAGUACACAGACGGGAAAUUCAAUUCCAAAUUCAUCACAACCGUUGGCAUUGAUUUCCGGGAAAAGAGGAUGGUAUACCGAUCCAACAGACCAGAUGGGGUCAGCGGCCGAGGGCAGAGAAUCCAUCUUCAGCUGUGGGACACAGCUGGGCAAGAAAGGUUCCGUAGCUUGACAACAGCCUUCUUCAGAGAUGCCAUGGGCUUUCUUCUCCUCUUCGAUCUGACUAGUGAGCAAAGCUUCCUCAGUGUCCGAAACUGGAUGAGCCAGUUGCAAACUCACGCGUAUUGCAAAAGCCCCGAUGUGGUUCUGUGUGGAAACAAAAGCGACCUGGAGGAGCAGCGGGUGGUGAAGGAAGACGAUGCCAAGGAGCUUGCAGAAAAAUAUGGGGCCCCCUACUUCGAGACCAGCGCCGCCAGCGGCGCCAACGUGGGCCCGGCCGUCGAGACGCUGCUGCGACUGCUCAUGGAGCGCAUGGAGCGGUGCGUCGACCGGGCCUGGAUCGCCGAAGGGGCGGGGCGGCCCAAUGGCCUCGGCCGCGCCGAGACGGCCCCAGGGCCGCGGCAGGCGAGCAAGUGCGGCUGCUGAGGGGGCCCCUCCGCGCCGAUUCGCGUCCGGCAGAUGCGCAAUAAAUUAGCCCGUGGCGGGAC